Molecule: messenger RNA, 1078 nt
Organism: Ictalurus punctatus (channel catfish)
Lineage: Eukaryota; Metazoa; Chordata; Actinopteri; Siluriformes; Ictaluridae
Product: glutathione S-transferase kappa 1
Exons: 7
Coding region: 130-813 (227 amino acids)
Biological process (GO): glutathione metabolic process
Cellular component (GO): peroxisome; mitochondrion
Molecular function (GO): glutathione transferase activity; glutathione peroxidase activity
Source: RefSeq, a predicted model, not a curated record
UCAACUGCCUCCUGUGCUGUGUUCGAGUAAGGACGAUUUGCACUCGCAUUAAACGGGGUAUGUAAAAAAACUAAAAACAAGCACGAAAUUCAUUGUUUAAACUGCAAGUGGUUUAAAAACCAUACGGAGAUGUCAAGGAAAGUGAUUGAACUGUUUUACGACGUGGUUUCGCCCUAUGCCUGGCUGGGGUUUGAGGUGCUGUGUCGCUACAGAAAUGUGUGGAACAUGGAGCUCAAAUUACGCCCCGCCCUUCUGGGCAGAGUUAUAGAGGCAACAGGUAACAAGUCACCUGCAAUGGUGCCAAAUAAAGCUCAGUACAUGAUAACCGACCUGGACCGGCUGGCGUCUUAUAUGAACGUCCCUGUGUGUCAACCGUCUCACGCGUUUGAGGUUAUGUUUAUUAAAGGUUCUCUCCCUGCGAUGCGCUUUAUAACUGCCGUAGCAGAGAAAGAGAAAGAUGGCGAUCACCUUUUAGAGAACGUUUCUAGAGAAGUGUGGAAGCGAAUCUGGAGCACGGAUCAGGAUAUCUGUGAGCCAGCGUCUCUCUCCGAGGCAGGACUGAAGGCCGGUUUGUCCUCCAGCGAAGUGGAAGAACUGCUCGGCCUGGCAAAAUCUCAGCCAGUCAAAGACAAGCUGAAACAAACUAUACAGGAAGCGAUCAACUACGAGGCGUUUGGGCUUCCUCUCAUAGUCUGUCACGUUGACGGAAAACCUCAGGUGUUCUUCGGAUCGGACAGGUUCGAGCUCAUGGCUCACUGCAUCGGAGAGAAGUGGCUCGGUCCACAACCUUUCAAGCCCACUUCAAAUCUGUAACACCACCCUGUUUAAGCACAAUUUCAAUAAAACGUGUACCUACUCAUAUUGUGUGUGUGUGAGUGUGUGUGUUGGUCAGUUUAUAUAUUAUACGCAACAUAUAAAAUAUAUCAAUACUUUUUAGAGAGUAUCAUUAGGACCGUCAUAACACUGACCAGCUCCAUUGUUAAUCUAAUUGUGUGUUAUUUCUGUCCCAAAUCUUUCAAUCCUUUUCCAGGUUACAUAACUUCAUUUUGUAAACAACAAAUGUAUAAAAAAUAAAAAC